Doryrhamphus excisus (bluestripe pipefish) is the source of this 5517-nucleotide messenger RNA. The record is from RefSeq and is a predicted model, not a curated record. Lineage: Eukaryota; Metazoa; Chordata; Actinopteri; Syngnathiformes; Syngnathidae.
UUUAGGGUUGUAGUUCAUAGUACUGCAUCAUACUGAGAAGUGUUCUAACAUUGGGUGAUACGAUCAGCAGGUUUGUCUGCAAUGAAUGAAGAUUACCACUAGGUGUAGCUGUAGAUCUAAAGAAGGGGAAAGAGUUAAUAUUCGUGCGCUAAAAACUAAUUAUAAUACAAGAAUGGCAUUAUUUCUUAUGAAAUGUUACUUUACGAAUUUAUUCUAUUACCAUUUUUUUCUUGUAAUCUUCAGAAUAAACACAUUUGAGAACAUUCUUAAUUUUUAACACUAUUAUUACACAUGAUUAGACUUUUUUUAUUAGUAUUGACGACUUUAUACAACGUUGUGGCUAAGCUAGUCACAAUAAUGGAUACAUGGUUUAUGGAACGAUACAAAAAAACAUGAUCCCUCGAUAAAUUGACAUAGUGUCUCUCUGUGUUACACCGACAGGAUGAUGGUUCACUCUGCAUGUAUCUAUGCUUUGGCUUUAUAUGAAAUGAACACAGGAGAGAGUGAGCAUCUUCUCUGCUAUUAAGCAUCUUUGUGCCAGGAACGGGGCUACACGAGUGUUAGCAGUUAGCAAGCAGACGCGAAUAUGAAUGAAGGCAAAAAGACGAAAAUUUGUCAGCCAAAUGCCACAGUUUUAGUGUGGCUGUGCAGCGCAGCCUUCCUUCAAACAGUCAACACAAAAUAUUAAAUGAAAUAGCGCAAAAUUGCACCAAGUGUAUGCAGUUUCUAGCAUUGCCAGUGGUCACGCAAUUAGUUGGUCAAUCUGCAAUAACCAACAGAUACCACUAGGGGGUGAUGUUUCACCAUCCAUUUGCAACUCCUAUUCCAGGGGGCGCUAACAGCAUAUGUAAACAACACAACUAAUCUAAAUUGAUGUUAAUCCAAGUAAAAGCGUGGGUUCUCUUCCAUCUUGAAAAUAGAUACAACUUGGCAACAUGUGCAUAGCAACCUUCAGCUCACUAUGUCAUUACAAGAUUAGAUUAGAGCCUUGUAGAUGAGGACAAAAGUGCACACUGUCUUCUAUCCUGCAGCAUAUAGGACAGGACGGGUCAUUAUUUCAUAUGGCAGCUAGCCAAGCCGGGCCUCGGAGUUUGCCUGUGAAAUAUGUGUGGAAUCCAGGCUGGCAGGAGCAAUGAGGCUUUUAUCACCAGGUGACACCCAGCAGCGCGAAAGGCCUCUGGAAGCUUAGUUUUGCUCCUCACGCCACCAGAGCCUUUUUUUUUCUCCCCACAAAUGAGCUCCCGUUUUGGCAGGGUGGUGACAGGGUGCGUGAUGUUUGGUAACAAGCUUUGACAGCCUCAGUCAAGCCUUGAGUGAGAGAGAGAGAGAGAGCGAGAGACUCCCUAGGUGUAUGAAAGUAUCGGGAUGCUUCCUUCAUUAAAGAAUCUAUCAAGGGGAUGAGCUAAACGAAUGAAUUCAUUCAUGUUGCACAAUUUUAUGCUUCCAGAUUUACAGGAAGACUUCUGGGAAUUCCCAAAGUGCGCAAAGCAAAAACCUUGACCCUCACAUGUCCAAUGUACUUCUGGAUGAUUGGGUUAACAUUCCCACUGAUCCAAGUAUUCCCAGAAGAGUGGAAGCUGUGGAAUAUUUAUCUUCCAUUCUCACUUCCCGUCGGACACAAGUUCGGCUUGCUGGUGAACGCACGACUGCUCCUGUCGUUUGUUAAUGGAGGAAUCAGAUGGAUGGCGCUUGGCGUGGCGAUAUCCUCCAAUGUUGGGUUGCCAGCUUGAAAAUUACGAGUGAAUUCAGGAAACAGAAUUCAGUAAAAAAAUUAUGUAAAAAUAAUACAAAAUCUAAUAAGUACAUAAUUUAAUACUAAAAUAUGAAUAGUAAAAAUAGUAUUGUAGUGAAUAGUUGCAUUGUUACAUUGUAAUUUACAUAUUUUUCUCACACUACUUUGUGUUUAAAUAAUAUGAAACCAUUUCCAUAAUUACAUAUUUCUUGACUUAAUGACUUUUUAUUAUAUUUGUCUUUUGAGUUGUAACAUUCCGACUUUUAUCUCAUAACUUUAUUUUUUUCUGUCUUGUAAUUAUCCUUUUUUCCUCUUAGUCAGCCUAAAUGUUUGCAUGUGGGGGUUUUAUUUGAGGUUAAAAGGGGGGCGGGGGCAUUCUGCAACUCUGCCAAACCAUCAAAUUUUAACCAAGUGUUCACUUGGUCCACCACACCCCCUAAUAUAAGUUCCAAACUUCCAGUUCUGGUCCCCUUGGUCAGUUCCAAGAGCGCUAACUCAUUUUCCGGUGACUUAAUUCCAGGGUCUCUCAUGUGGCGAAUGUGACGCUGGGACGGCAAUAAAAACCAGAAGUGACUGCCAUCAAAUGUGCCUGCGGAUAUUCGGAGACGAAGCCCAAAAGCCGCAGACGGCACCAACGCCAAAAGUGGCCGAUUCACAAGCGGCAGAGCCACCACAGUUUGAACACAGAUCAUCACGCUUGCAGCUGAAGCGGAGGAAGGUCAUAGGCGGAAGGAGGGGGUGUCGAUGGAACUGUCAGCUUCCGCUAUUACAAGAAUUCAAGGAGCGGCCUGGGAGGAUGAAGGGAAGAAAAAAAUGGAGCAGUUGUUGUGGAUGUCCUAUAGGAAAGGAUCCAAGUGUAAGAUGGAGGUGCUUUGAAGUGGGACAACGCCACCUCCUGAAUAAGACGUUUGACACCACCCACCAGAAGAUGAACUCAGGGCAAACCUCCACUCUUCUAGCAUCUCCUCCACCUGGUCCCUAUGUCAUCUGCUAACAUCAUAGUCCAUGGAGGUUCUUGUCUAAGCUCAUCUGUCAGCCUGUCCAUCACCAUAGCAAACAAGAAGGGGCUCAGAGCGGCGCCCCCUGGAGAACCCCGCCCGGGGCAGCUGCCCACAUGGCCCAUAGCUAGAACCGCUACCGCAUGCAGGUCCUACAAAGGUUACGCAAAGGCGAGGCUAUCGAAAGCUGGUUGGACAUGUCCCAACCAUCUCAGUCUGGCCUCUCUGACUUUAUCUCCAAGGCCUCCAACUUCUGAUCCUAUCCAUCCUGGUCCCGGCCAAUGAGAACCUCAGCAUCCUCAUCUCUGCUACCUCCAGUUCUGCUUCCUGUCUUUUCCUCAGUGGCACCGUCUCUCGACCAAACAACAUGGCUGGUCUCAGCACAGUCCCGAAGGGUCCAAAACGUCAGAUACAGGAGUCUGUGGGGUCCCGCCCCUCCCUCGCUGCACCCCCCCCCCCCUUCCCCUCCCCUCCUCCCAUGACAGGGGGGGAGCCAGAGCGCCUCUCGUCUUCAGUCGGUGUUCACAUCGCAGGCAGGCUGGAAGCAGCGGCAGCAGCAGCAGCGAACCAUCAGCUCGGGAGUACUUGGUGUCUGUAAAUCAAAGAUAAUAACCGACAUUUAAAAAAGAAUAACAGAGUAACUGCUUGGAUUUUUUUAUUGAUUUUUUUUUUUUUUUGCAUUAUUAUUGCAAGUGGUGUUAGGAUCGUGCCCGGGAUGGGAAUAAGAGAGCCAGCUUUGGGAAGUUGCUUGAUCCGGGAGGCAGCAUGAAGGCUGCUGGCUUCAUCAAGACGCAACUAAUGGGAGGUGUCAGCUGAUGAGGUGGUCCGUUCAUCACCACCCGCCAUGGACGUCAGCUGUCGCCUACACCCCCUUGCCAGAAGCUCCUCCAAGCUCAGAGCACCCGCGUCGUGGUAGCAGCUGCCGGGGUGGACCAUGCCGGCCGCCGACAGCAUGACACACAUGGACUACAAGUACACGCUGCUGGGUUCCCCGGGAGAAGACUACCGGAAGAGGCCGCUGCUCCUGCAGGUGGACGAAGCGCCCGUGAACCUGUUUGCCAUCCUGGAGGUGAAGCAGGAGCUCCCGAGGAGAUGGAGCACGCUGGGCGGCUUCUGCAAGAUCCGCCUCUACGGCGUCUUUUUCGGCGUCGCCGUCAUGUUCCUCAUCAUGGCCUCCUACGUCCUGAUGGGGGACAAGAAGGGUCUCCUGCUCACGCCAUCGCCGUAUCACAUCAGCGGCCUGGCGAGCCCCGGACCUUCCGCCUUCAAUGUGUCGUCCGUCAAGGACUACGCGCACGUGCAGCUGGUGGUCAAGUCCAUCGUGUCCAAGGUGGAAUUCCGCAGCGGGCGGCGGCUUCCGGAGCUCCAGGUGUUGGCUCACAGCGAGCAACAUAUGUUUUCAGUCAUCCCCCGCAAAUUCCUACCCGACGUCCGCAACCCCUGCUGGUAUGAGGAGUACGCCGGGAACGCCACCUCGGACCCGUACGGGACAAACUCAUACGCACGCUACUCACGGCGCUUUCGCACCGUCUUCACGCACUUGAGGAGCUCCUUCCGGAAGCAUCUGUUCCGCCAAGAUGGGAAGCUUUACCGCAUUCGCUGCCUGCCGUAUUUCUACAUCAUCGGACAACCAAAGUGCGGCACCACCGACCUUUACAACCGCCUGCGGCUGCACCCCGAUGUCAAGUUCACCCCCUUCAAGGAGCCACACUGGUGGACCCGCAAGAGGUUUGGCAUCAUCCGUCCGAGCGAGGGCUUCCACGAUCGCUACCCGGUGGAGGACUACCUGGACUUGUUCGAUCAGGCCGCUUACCUCAUCCAAGGCAACCUCACGAGCAACGACAGCGGGGCGCUCAGCCAGCCCAACGUCAUCAUCGGAGAAGCCAGCGCCUCCACCAUGUGGGAUAACAACGCCUGGGUGUACUUCUACGACAACACCACCAAGGGAGAGCCGCCCUUCCUCAUCCAGGACUUUGUUCACGCCCUGCAGCCCGACGCCCGCUUCAUUGUCAUGCUCAGGGACCCGGUGGAAAGACUCUACUCGGACUACUUGUACUUCGGCAUCGCCAACAAGUCGGCGGAAGACUUCCACGAGAAAGUGUCAGAGUCGCUGCAGCUGUUUGAGGGCUGCCUGGCCGAGUACACCAUGCGUUCCUGCGUGUACAACGCCACCGUCAACAACGCCAUGCCAGUGCGGCUUCAGGUGGGUCUCUAUAUCGUCUACUUGCUGGACUGGCUGAGCAUCUUCAGCAGGGAGCAGAUUCUGGUGCUGAGGCUGGAGGACCACGCCUCCAACAGGAAGUACACCAUGCACCAAGUCUUUCAGUUCCUUAACCUGGGGCCGCUGACAAAACAAAUGGAGUCGGACAUCACAGAAAGCCCCGCCUCCAACACCAGGAGGCCGGCAGACAAAAAUCUGGGCCCCAUGCUGCCCAUCACGAAAGAUAUCCUACGCCAUUUUUACACACCCUUCAACCAGAAGCUGGCCCAAGUGUUGCACAAUGACUCUUUCCUCUGGGACUUCAAACCCUGACACCCCCCCCCCCCCCCCCCCCCCCCCAUAUGUAUAACUCAGUAGGAAAACCACUGACAUCAUCAAGUGCCCAUCAUAUGUUUUUAUUUAAAUGAUUUAACUUAUAAGAGCAGCAGAAAUUAAUCAAAGACAGAAAAUAGCACAAGUGUGUGUGUGCGUAUGAGUGUUGAAUGUGUGUACAUAAAAGUGUGCAUGUUUGUGUGUAAAGAGACUUAAUUGAUGAUUGUUUUUAUGUACAAAGUAAACACCAAUUG